AUGCCAAUACGCAUCAAACGCAAAGUGUACAAAACCGCAAUAAGCUCCGCAAUGGCCUACUAUGAGGAGGAAUGCGGGCCGCUCAAGAAACAAUCCGACAAACUACACGCCACCGAAAAGAGAAUGUCCAGGUGGGAUUGCCGGAGUUACUCUUUUGGACAAAGUGCCAAACUUUUACAUCCGAGGAACUUUCAAGCAUUCGUCAUAAUGUCGAGCAGUUCAGUUGAUGAUAUACCAGAGCAAUGCAAAGACUUGUUCACUCAAGAUGGAGUUCUCCUCAAAGCAUGUAUUGGUCGUCCGAUUAAUGAUAUUAAUUCAAUUGGAAUGCUCUGCAUAGUUCAAAAUCCUGAUAGCACCAAAUGUAUUGAAUGGCGACCAAAUGAUCUCAUCACAAUUGAUUCAGACACUCAGGAUCAAGAGUGGGCUGUUGUUAACACCAUUGGUCGUCGCCAGAGAACUCUAAGCGGCAACAUGACGUCUGAUUACGCGGCAGCCAGGGCUCGAAUCAUUCGAAUACCCCUAGAAGAGCUGAAAACAUUCAAAAUAUCAAGAAACAAUCAACAGAUGCAAUUCACAACAAAACAGGGCGUGUGGCAGAACACUUUCUAUUUUCAACAUGGUAACGCGGAAAUAUUCGUAGCAUAUCUCAAAAAUCACGUCAAAACUGCUAAAACAAGACACGACAGAAACACGUAUAUGGUGGUCGAGCCGAAUAUUGAAUCGCAAGUGCUAAACCGUUCUUUUGCCGAACUGGAUAUAUUUACAGAGAAUACGACAGACGUUGUUUGGAAUUUGGUGUCAAAUUUAAGACAGAGGCCAUACGAAACUACUAUGGAGGCGUUUUCUAAACUCACUGAUAUUGUUUACUACGGUAAUGAAGCAAUGAAUGGCAAGAGGGACGUGUCGGAGGAAGUAGCAGAUCUGCUUACCAAAAGUAUGAGUGCCCUGGAGGAUGCUACCUCCGUGACCAGGAGUGAUGAGUACGAGGUGAUCAAUGUGAAGCCCACAUUGCCUCCACGACCCUGUUUACCUAGAGGAUCCCCACUAUCUACAGAGAAAUGGGAGGGUCUGCAGGACCCAGAAGGUCGAGUCACAGAAGUGGAGGGCGUGAAGCAACUUAUUUUUAGAGGAGGUGUCGCACACUCAAUACGGAAUUCCGUUUGGAAAUAUCUCCUCGACUACCAUCCGUGGAGGAUGACACACAGCGAAAUAAAGAACUUGCAAAAGAAGAAAACAGAAGAAUACUUCUCAAUGAAACUCCAAUGGCGUUCCAUGACAGAGGGACAAGAGUCAAGAUUUUCUGAAUAUAGAGACAGAAAGAGUCUGGUAGAGAAGGAUGUGAAUAGAACGGACAGGACACAUCCAUUUUUCGCAGGGGAUAAUAACCCCAAUUUAAUGAUCCUACAGGAUAUUCUGAUGACAUAUGUGAUGUAUAACUUUGAUCUCGGCUAUGUGCAAGGCAUGAGUGACAUUUUAGCACCCCUUUUAUUGCUGUUGGGGAACGAAGUGGACAGCUUUUGGUGUUUUGUUGGGUUUAUGGAUAAAAUUGCAUCAAACUUCGACAUGGACCAAGCCGGUAUGAAGCAGCAGCUCUACGACCUGCAACAGCUGCUCUCGUUCGCGAGUCCCGAACUGGCGAAACAUUUGGCUUCCAAGGACUCUGGGAAUAUGUACUUUUGUUUCCGAUGGCUCUUGGUUUGGUUCAAGCGAGAGUUCUCUCAUAGAGAUAUUAUGAGGCUUUGGGAGGUGCUGUGGACAGGGUUGCCAUGCGCCAAUUUCCAUCUACUGAUCUGUGUUGCCAUACUCGACGCUGAGAAAGAUAUUCUUAUAAGCAAAGAUUAUGGAUUUACGGAGAUAUUGAAGCAUGUUAACGAUCUAUCAAUGUGUCUGGAAGUGGAUAGAAUAUUGAGCACCGCAGAGGGCAUAUACCACCAGAUCAUAGCUACCCCGCACUUGUCGGACCAGAUCAGAAUCAUCCUAGGCAUUCCCACAGUCCAGGCCAGACCGGAGCCAGACCCAGAUACAGACCUAGACCAGCCAGAGACCAGCCAGGCCAGACCCAAUGGUAAUGGUAAUACAUCAAGCGAGGAUACGAUGGAAGAAGUUAUGUAUCAGAUAGGCUUAGAUAUGAACUUC
Molecule: messenger RNA, 2136 nt
Organism: Brenthis ino (lesser marbled fritillary)
Lineage: Eukaryota; Metazoa; Arthropoda; Insecta; Lepidoptera; Nymphalidae
Source: the annotation of a GenBank genome assembly